Messenger RNA from Akanthomyces muscarius, 1008 nucleotides. RefSeq lists its product as uncharacterized. Bases 1 to 1008 code for a protein of 335 amino acids. The transcript has a single exon. Gene Ontology annotation, molecular function: dTDP-glucose 4,6-dehydratase activity. Lineage: Eukaryota; Fungi; Ascomycota; Sordariomycetes; Hypocreales; Cordycipitaceae. The record is from RefSeq and is a predicted model, not a curated record.
AUGGAUCCCACCUACAACGUCCUUGUUACCGGCUCGGCCGGCCAUCUCGGCACCGCGCUCAUGCUGGCCCUGCCUGGGCUCGGUUUCAAGCCUUUCGGCAUCGACAUUCUCGAAUCACCUACCACAACCGCGGUCGGUAACAUAAGCGACCGCAGAUUCAUCAACAGCCUCUUGCAAGGAAGCAGCAUUAAGCACAUUAUUAACGCGGCAACGCUCCACAAGCCGCAUGUCGGCAGCCACACCAAGGAGCAAUUCGUGGAGACCAACAUCACCGGCACCAUCGUCCUUCUCGAGGAAGCCGCCAGGCUAGGAAACCAAAUUGAUAGUUUUCUGUUCCUUAGUACCACUAGCACCUUUGGCACUGCCCUGAGCCCGAAGCCUGGGAAUCCGGCAGCAUGGAUUGACGAGUCUGUGGUGCCGCAGCCCAAGAACAUCUACGGCGUCACCAAAGUAGCCGCCGAAGACAUGUGCUUCCUCGUCCAGAAGCAGACCGGUCUUCCCGUGCUCGUUCUCCGCACCAGCCGCUUCUUCCCCGAGGAGGAUGAUGACGACGAUCGCCGCAACGCGCUCGGCGACGCCAACCUCAAGGUGCUGGAGCUGUCCUACCGCCGGUGCGACCUUGAGGAUAUCGUCAGCGCAUGCGUCUGCGGCAUGGCCAAGGCCAAGAGCAUUGGCUGGGGCCGGUACAUUAUCAGCGCGCCGCCGCCGUUUCCACGCGACCCGGCAACCCUCGCAGCAUUGGACCGCGACCCGGCGAGCGUGCUGCGAGCCGUGGCACCGGACGUGGAGGCCGUCUUCCAGGCUCAGGGGUGGGACUACUUGCAGCGCAUCGAUCGCGUGUACGACUCGUCAAAGGCGGUCCGCGAGCUCGGUUGGAAGCCCAAGUAUACGUUUGCGGAGACGGUGAGGAUGGUGGGCGAGGGCAGGGAGUGGCGGAGCGAGCUCACCGUCAAGGUGGGCAAGAAGGGGUAUCACGCAGUCAGCACGGGUGUUUACACACAGCGAUGA